UGUUUGCCAGUUAAAGGUUUCGAAGUCGUUUAACCGGUUGCGCUGAAAACUUCGAAAAAAAAAGAAAAAGGUAAAAGUUGGCAACCGUGUUGUUCUAGGUUCUUAUCCAUUUUACAAAACAGUAGCAGUCGAUUAACAGAACAGUAGCUAUGAAAGUGAAGGCAGUUAUUUUAGUUGGUGGACCAGAAAAGGGUACACGAUUCCGUCCACUGAGUUUAGAUGUCCCCAAACCACUUUUCCCCAUCGCAGGCUUUCCACUUAUACACCACCAUAUCGAAGCCUGUAGUAAAAUACCAGAGGUCACUGAGAUUUUGUUGAUUGGUUUCUUCCAACCAAGCGAUGCAAUUAAACGUUUCGUGCGAAGGGAGAGGCAGAAGUAUGGCAAAAACAUCAGUUACCUGCAAGAAUACACGAUGCUCGGUACAGCUGGCUGUAUCUACCAUUUCCGUGAUGUUAUUAUGAACGGAGACAUGGACGCUUUCUUCCUUAUGUUCAGCGAUGUUUUCUGUGACUUUCCUCUCCUGCAAAUGAUCGACGCAAAGGAAAAGUUCAUGCCUUAUCUAAUGAUGACGGUUGAGGUACCACAAGAUCAGUCGUUGCACUACGGGUGCGCCGGUAUCAACCCUUUAACGAAAGAAGUUGUUCACUACAUAGAAAAACCUGAUACAUUCGUCAGCCGAGACGUUAACGCUGGCUUGUACCUUUUGAACGUUGAUAUUUUCGAAGAGAUCGGAAUGUUGUUUCAACGCAAACACAGGCCGAGCAUAAGCGGGAGUUUAGACAACGAAAAAUACGAAGACAGCACAAGUAAUGGCCUUGGACGAAUAGUUUUGGAAAGUGAUUUAUUGCCUUUAUUAUCAGGCUCGGGAAAACUAUUCGCGUUCAAAACAAACACGUUUUGGCUUAACAUAAAAUCAGCAGGGUCAGCAUUACAUGCUAAUAGAGCGAUAUUGGAAUUGUACAAGACGACUCACCCUGGUAGAUUAAACAACGAAUCAAACUGUAUGGGUAAUGUGUCAGUUCAUCCGACGGCUGAGGUUGAUCCGACAGCAGUGUUGGGACCGCAUGUUACAAUCGGAGCAGGGGCAAUCAUUGGGAAAGGAGUUCGUGUGAAAAACUCAAUGAUAUUAGAAGGAGCGAUAAUGAAGGACCACUGCUGCAUAUUGAACAGCAUCAUAGGCUGGAACUGCGUGGUUGGGGAGUGGAGCCGAGUAGAAGGAACACCCACCGAGAUCGACCCUAAUGUUAACCACGCAACGACUGAUAACUUUUAUUUGUUUGAUGAACAAGGACGACUACGACCCUCCAUUACUAUUCUCGGUCGUGACGUCACAGUACCCUCAGAAGUAGUGGUCCGCAACUCAAUAGUGAUGCCGAACAAGAAUAUAAAUCGCGGAUUCAAAAACCAAAUUUUGCUCUGAUUUUUUUAAGGUAUUGAACAAAAUUUCAAACUACAACUUUUUCUCAGUACAGGGUAUACAAUUCUCGUAACUUAUUCCAAAAGGCGCGUCAAAUAAAAACGGUGAUCGAAA
Ciona intestinalis (vase tunicate) is the source of this 1532-nucleotide messenger RNA. NCBI's taxonomy places the organism in Eukaryota, Metazoa, Chordata, Ascidiacea, Phlebobranchia, Cionidae. The record is from RefSeq and is a predicted model, not a curated record.